UCGCUUAUUUUGAUUUCUCCUUCUUAUGCGAAACUUUGCCGGCUGCGGCUAGAGCUGGAUCGCCCAUGAACCUCUUCUAGGGGCCGGGCCGGCAGGGGAUUAGCCCUUGAAGAGUGAAAAUUUUAUCUUGUAUAAAAAGAUCUACCAACAGAAACAUGGAUCCUUCCACCUGUAGACUGUAGUUGUUCGCCAUGAAAUUCAACGUCUCAACACUAUUGAUAUUCCUUGUCUUCGCAAUUCUUGCUGUUGCCGGCAAGCACCAUAAGCACGAAAGCUCAACAACAGAAUCAGAUGAUGACGCUGCAAGUUCUAGUGAAACCGACUCUAUGGAAACCGACCUAAUCGCCACUGAUUUGCUCGCCACUAAAACUCACACUUCUUAUGAUCCCUUGGUCACCCCUGAAAUCGGUAGCUCUUCAGAUGGUUCCAUGGACAGCGAUUCGUCUACAGACUCAUCCAUGAGUGACUCUGACACCUCGUCCAUGAGUAUGAGUGAUUCAUCCCUUCCUACAUCCUCUUCCUGGUCCUCUAAUUCAAUGAUCCCCAGCUCCACAUCCUCUUGGUCUUCAUGGUCUUCUUGGUCAUCUGCCAUGCCUUCCAUUUCAUCAUCCAUGGCCAUGCCAUCAGCGACUCCAUUCCAAACUUCAUCACCUAGCGAUGCAUCCAUCCACCGUCCAUUAUCAACAGUUAUAGGAACAUUGGUUGCCGCUGGUUUGGCCAUUUUCAUGUUGUAGAGUACACGAACCUCAUCCCUAUUCCAUGUCAUACCGUUAUAAAAACGUACUUAAUGUUAAUCGUUCAAGACCAUACAAAU
Umbelopsis ramanniana AG is the source of this 814-nucleotide messenger RNA. RefSeq lists its product as uncharacterized. Bases 192 to 734 code for a protein of 180 amino acids. NCBI's taxonomy places the organism in Eukaryota, Fungi, Mucoromycota, Umbelopsidomycetes, Umbelopsidales, Umbelopsidaceae. The transcript is spliced from 4 exons. The record is from RefSeq and is a predicted model, not a curated record.